AUGGCCGCCGACCUUCCUCACGCCUCGGCGCCCUUCAUCAUCUUCUCCGACUUUGACGGCACCAUCACCACCAGGGACUCGAACGACACGGCGACCGACGAGCUCGGCUUUGGUGUCGCUCGCCGCCGCGAGCUCAACGUCGAGAUCCUCAAUGGCCAAAAGAGCUUCCGCGACGCGUUCGCCGAGAUGCUCGCGAGCGUGUACGACGCCGGCCACAAGUUUGACGCCGUCAAGGACUACCUCGUCAAGCACAUCACGCUCGACACGGGCUUCAAGGCGUGCUUCGACUGGUGCAAGACCAACAACGUCCCGCUCGUCAUCGUCUCGUCGGGCAUGAAGCCCAUCAUCGAGGCCAUCCUCGCCAACCUGAUCGGCGCCGACGAUGCAGCCAAGAUCGACAUCAUCGCCAACGACGUCGACAUUGCGGCCGACGGCAGCUGGAAGAUCGUGUACCGCCACCCGGAGAGCCACUUCGGUCACGACAAGAGCCGCGCGACGGCACCCUACCGCGACCUCGCCCACAAGCCGACCUUGUUCUUCUGCGGCGACGGCGUGUCGGACCUGUCGGCCGCCAAGGCGUCCGACCUGCUCUUUGUCAAGGUCAUCGAGGGCCACACGAACGACCUGGCGGUGCACUGCGACCGGGAGAAGAUCCCCUACGUCGCGUUCAGCAACUUUGAGCAGGUUAGGGACGUCGUUGCGCGCGUCGUCGACGGCAAGGCGACGAUUGAGCAGGAGCUCGCCGCCGGCAAGCAGUAG
Rhodotorula graminis WP1 is the source of this 759-nucleotide messenger RNA. RefSeq lists its product as uncharacterized. Gene Ontology annotation, molecular function: phosphatase activity. The transcript is spliced from 7 exons. The record is from RefSeq and is a predicted model, not a curated record. The coding region runs from base 1 to 759 and encodes 252 amino acids. NCBI's taxonomy places the organism in Eukaryota, Fungi, Basidiomycota, Microbotryomycetes, Sporidiobolales, Sporidiobolaceae.